Pipistrellus nathusii (Nathusius's pipistrelle) is the source of this 693-nucleotide messenger RNA. NCBI's taxonomy places the organism in Eukaryota, Metazoa, Chordata, Mammalia, Chiroptera, Vespertilionidae. The record is from the annotation of a GenBank genome assembly.
AUGGAUUCAGGAAUGGAAAACCAAGAUCCCCACAGCUCCCCCACCCAAAGCCCCACUGAACAGCCUCCCUUCCAAAGCAAUUCCUUACAAGAAAGAAGCUCAGAUGUGGAGGAGAAACCACUAGAAGAGAAAGCAAAGACUUCUUCCCGGUUUGUAGAGACCAGCACCCACAGAGGAGAAGCAGGAAGCUGCUCCAGUCAGGAGAGCUCCAGGAAGAGGAAAAGAGGCUCCAGGGAGAGCCCCUGCGAUGGAGCAGAGCCCUCUCUGGAAAAGAGAAGAAAGAACCCUGAUGCUGGCCACAGCAGCUGCAGCCAAGAGCCUGGGGACACCCACCCCAGCAGAGCCCAGAGGAAGAGCCCUGGGCAUAGGAAGCAGCCCAGAUCCAGGCCCCGGGGAGUCCAGCCACCUCUGCUGCGCAAAAGCCUGGUGACUUCUCUGCGCACCAUGUCUGAAGCCAUCUGCCACACCGUAGUCCAGAUGCAGGGCCAGCAGGCUCCUGCCCCGCUGAGCUGGGACCACUCUGCCCAGCUGGCCCAGCUGCGGGGGCAUUUGCAUGCCCAGAUGCAGACCAUCUAUGCCCUGGCCUACCAGGCCGCCUAUGUCUUCCCAGCUGAGGAAUGGCUCGUCCCAGCCCCACUGCCAGGGCCUUCGGUUCCAGAAGGAGAUGGAGGAGAAGCACACAGCCCUUCCUAG